Messenger RNA from Dovyalis caffra, 222 nucleotides. The record is from the annotation of a GenBank genome assembly. Lineage: Eukaryota; Viridiplantae; Streptophyta; Magnoliopsida; Malpighiales; Salicaceae.
AUGGCUCUCCUUUGCUCUCUCCUUCGGUCGGACGUCGUGGAAGUGGUUGCUGGUCAUUGGGCAUUGUGCAAUCGCCUCGAUUUUGUUGUUGCUUGGUCCCAUUUCGACCCUCUUGCCUAUGAUUCGGUGCUGGUUUGCGGGAAGCUUGAGUUUCGAUUUAAAAAGGGUGAAGGUGGAAGUGAUGUGUGUGAAACGGAUGGGUUUGCUCAUAAGAAAGAGUAA